AAUUCGAUAUGAUAUGGUGGGGGUUUUGUUAUUUAAAGUUUAAAUAAUUAUCAGUGACAAACAGUAAAAAUAUAUUUUUCAUCAUGAAAACAUUUACAUCAAUUUGUCUUUUAGCCUUUUUCGUGGCAUAUUCUUCUGGACAAUUAAUUGGAAGUUCUUCAAGUUCUUCCAGUUCUUCUAGUUCAAGUUCAUCAGGUGGAAAAUCUAAAAGUAUUACUAAAACUCAGACCACGGGAACUGGAGAAGCUGACGCUAAAGCUGGUGCUAAUUCUGGCGGAGAUGUUCCUAUGCCAAGUACUGCAACUGUAAUUGACAAUCGUGCAACAUACCGUCCAAAUUCACAAAAUAGACGUUAUCCAUGGGGAUAUUAUCCACAACCACCAACUUAUGUAAGAUAUCCACAACCAAAUGGUGGUUAUUAUCCACCACCAAAUAGAGGUUAUUAUCCGCUACCAAAUGGAGGAUUUACUGCUUAUAUUCCAGGUUGUGCAUCUCCAGCAAAAUGCUAUCCACAACAACCUUAUCAAGCACCACAAUAUGAUCCAAGAAUUGCUCCUGCAGGAGUUCAGCAAGCCUACUAUGCUUCUCCAUCGGCCACCAUACCUUUCUACAGCUCUCGACUUUCUGAUGAUGGAAGUGCAAGUAUUGGAGUAGGCAUAAGUUCACCAAAUGCUAAAGGUAGUUUUAGUUACAGUUCUUCUUCAAGUGAUGGUCAAUCUAGUGAAAUGAAAACAACAGUAGGAGUUAAUCACUAAAAAGAUUUUAUAAUUAAUGAUGAAUAUAUUUAUAAUAUUUAUAUAAUAUAUUAUUAAUCUACUGUAAUUUAUAAUGUGAGAAAUAAAUCUACGAAUAAAAUGUAAUUUAAUACAAUAAUAGAA
Leptopilina boulardi is the source of this 878-nucleotide messenger RNA. Its product is annotated as trinucleotide repeat-containing gene 18 protein-like. The transcript has 5 exons. NCBI's taxonomy places the organism in Eukaryota, Metazoa, Arthropoda, Insecta, Hymenoptera, Figitidae. Bases 84 to 755 code for a protein of 223 amino acids. The record is from RefSeq and is a predicted model, not a curated record.